AUGCAUUUGUUUCGGAGUUACAAUUAUCAAGUCUUUCCUGACCGCUAUUCCGUGGAGAAAUCGGCAAUACGGGGUAUCAGCUGGACUCCACUGCCUGAUGCCUUGGACACACAUGACACAAUGAAGCAGUUUUUGUCUGAUCGGAUACUAAAGUCAGCUCGGGUGGUGUACAGUGUGUUGAUGGAAAGAAAUCCAGUUCUUAUCAGAGACAGAAAACAUCAUCUUAAAACUUACAGACAGUGUUGCAGUGGGAAGGAGCUUGUUGAUUGGUUGAUGAAGCUGAGUGACUGUUCUUACUCCCGGCCUCAGGCAGUUGGUAUGUGGCAGGUGUUGGUGGAUGAAGGCAUACUUGUUCAUGUAAAGCAAGAGUUGAACUUCCAUGACAAAGACACACAUUUUUACCGAUUUAUGGAGACAGAGUUCAACUUAAAUAGCACAAACAACGACAAGGACUCCAAAGAGGAUGAGCUUCAAGAAGGUCUGUCAUUCCUGGUCCAGAUGGGUCCUGAUGCUCUUCUGAAUAUGAUACUGCGCAAAUGUCCAAGUCAAAGGUCAGUUGAGGAUGUAGAAGUCAUCUAUGAAGAGCUGCAGUAUGUCAAGGCAGUGGCACAUCUGUCUACCUCUGUUCGGAGAGAGCUGGCUGCACUGCUGGUGUUCGAAUCUCAUGCUAAGGCAGGCACAGUGUUGUUCAGCCAGGGAGACAAAGGCAUAUCCUGGUACAUCAUUUGGAAGGGGUCUGUUAAUGUUAUCACACAGGGCAAGGGCUUGGUAACCACUUUGCAUGAAGGAGACGAUUUUGGCCAACUUGCCCUAGUGAACGAUGCCCCUCGUGCUGCUACCAUCAUACUUAGAGAGGACAACUGUCAGUUUCUCAGAGUGGACAAGCAGGACUUCAUUCGUAUUCUGAAGGAUGUGGAGGCGAAUACAGUGCGUUUAGAGGAGCAUGGAAAAGUUGUGCUGGUCCUCGAGAACAGCUCAGGCAAUGAGACACCUAAUCCCGGAGGAUCAGGAAGUAGCAGCAAGUACACAGUGAUGUCAGGAACACCAGAGAAAAUACUGGAACAUCUUCUCGAGACAAUUAAGCUGGACACUAAUGGCAUUGAUCUCAUAGAUUCCUGUGUUAGUGACUUUUUACUCACCCACCAAGUAUUCAUGCCCUCAGCACAGCUCUGCCCUGCCCUGCAACAUCACUACCAUGCUGAGCCCUCGGAAGGCUCAGAGCUGGAGAAGGCUGCGUAUUCUCUCAACACCAAGCAGAAGAUUGUAAAACUAGUGAGCCAGUGGGUGGCAUUCUAUGGUGCACUACUAAAGGAAGACCCAGCUGCCUUUCAGUUUUUAGAGACACUAAAAAAAGAGAUGAUGGAGGACUCAAGACUUUCAGCCAUUCUCAAAGAACAGUUGAAAGACAGGAGAAAAACUAGAGUUGUGGAGAAUGGGUGCCAAACACUGACAAAGAUCAGUCAAAAAUGUGAUUGGUUCGCAACUUGUGAGGAACCCCUAGGGAAAUGUAUACCAAUCAAAGCUCAGGACAAAGUCUUGUAUGAGAUCUUCAAACCUGACUACCAUGCUGUGACUCUGUUGUUGCCUGUGAACUGCUCAGUCCAGGACAUCAUGUGUGUACUGGGAAACUCAGGAGACCAUGUUUUGAUCAAAAUGAACUCUUCAGGAGAGAAAGUUCAGCUAAAGCUGGAUGCUACAGCUGUCUUCACAUCUCUGGGACUGAACGAAAAGCUCUUUCUGUGCACUUCUUCACAGGUGAAGGAGCUGACCCCUCUGAAGGAGCAGCUUGGUCCAGAUCUGAGCACCAUGGACUCACUGGAGCAGAUAGGCCCGAAAGACAUUGCCAGCCAGCUCACCAGCUAUGACUGGGAACUUUUUACGGCCAUGCAUGAGACGGAGCUUGUCUCCUACGUUUUUGGUCGACACAAAUUCCCAGGAUCCACCACAGCGAAUCUGGAGAGGUUUGUGCGGCACUUCAACGAGGUACAGUACUGGGUGGUGACUGAACUCUGCCUGUGUGAGGACCUGACGAAGAGAGCGAUGUUGCUUAAGAAGUUCAUCAAGAUAUCAAUUGUGUUGAAGGAGCAGAAAAACUAUAACUCAUUUUUUGCAGUGAUGUUUGGCCUGAGUAAUAGUGCAGUGCAAAGGCUCUAUAAGACGUGGGAGAGGUUGCCAAGCAAAACCAAAAGGGUCUACUGUUCAAACGAGAGAUUACUGGAUCCAUCCCGCAAUCACAGAGCUUAUAGGCUAGCAGUGGCAAAACUCAACCCACCCUACAUCCCCUUCAUGCCUCUGAUAAUUAAAGACAUGACCUUUAUCCAUGAGGGAAACAAGAAUUACACUGAUCGUCUGGUUAACUUUGAGAAAAUGCGACUGAUUGCCAAGACAGUGAAGAUGGUCCGAAAAUGUAGAAGCCAAGCUUAUGAUUCAGACCAGUCCCUGACUAUACGUAAGGCCACCAGUGUAAGACACUACAUCCAGAACCUCAACGUCAUUGACAAUCAGAAGAAACUGACCCAGCUCUCCAGAGACCUAGAGCGCUAGUGUUCAGCUCGCACCUGCCUCUUCUUUCAUUAGUUCAGCUCCAUACUGGAGGAUGAUGUCAAUAUCAGUUUUAAGUCUUCAGAUAAAUCCAUGAUGACCCUCAGUGUUGAUGACUGGAGAAGACGCUUUGAAAAGCCAUUUAAAGAAAUGUUACAGCAAUGCUUUUUGUUCUUUGUUGAAAGCCUUACGAGAAGUGUUGUGUUUAAACAGCUAAACUAUUUGGCCAAAAAUAUAUGGACACCCCUUUUAGUUAUUACAUUUAGUUGUUUUUUGGCCAGCAUGCCUGUACCCCCUAGUACACAAAGUGGGAUCCAUAUAGACAUUAAUUGAUAUAGUGGAAUUCCAGUGGCCUGAACCGAGCUCUGGACCUCACCCCUCUUGGACAACUUAAGGAUGAACUCAUAGUUGCAGUAAAUUGCCAGCCAGGCCCUCUCAUCCAACAUCAGUGUGCUCACAAAAGCUCUUUUGACUGAAAGGGCACAAUUUUCUACAGACACAAUUCAAUUCAUUUACUAUCAAUAAAUACCCAUGGUUUUGGAUUGGAUGUUCAACUAGCUAGUCAUAGUUUUAAUAAGGUGUCCACAUACUUUUGGUAUGUUUUGUGUGUAUCAGUAAGUAACUGCAGCAACUGAGCUUUUGAGAUAAUGCUAUUAGCUGCUGUUCAAAUGAUUGUGUAUUAUACUGACACAGAUAACCUCAAUAACUGGAUAUAAGGCAUU
Messenger RNA from Trichomycterus rosablanca, 3263 nucleotides. It is a transcript of the gene rapgef3, whose product is annotated as Rap guanine nucleotide exchange factor (GEF) 3. Gene Ontology annotation, cellular component: plasma membrane. Gene Ontology annotation, molecular function: guanyl-nucleotide exchange factor activity. NCBI's taxonomy places the organism in Eukaryota, Metazoa, Chordata, Actinopteri, Siluriformes, Trichomycteridae. The record is from RefSeq and is a predicted model, not a curated record. The transcript is spliced from 26 exons. Bases 1 to 2544 code for a protein of 847 amino acids. Gene Ontology annotation, biological process: positive regulation of GTPase activity; Ras protein signal transduction.